AUGAGUUCCAGUGAUGAAGAUGAUAAAUUCUUAUACGGUUCAGAUACUGAAGAAUCUACUUCCAUUACCACUAAAAAACGCACAUUAGAUAGUGAAACUACAAUACCACAGAAAAGACUAAAACUAGACCACUCGUCACUAGAAAAUGGCAAUUCACAAGAUCAAUUAGAUGUUGCUGAUGAAGUAAUAGAAGAAGAGCAGCUGGAAGAAGAUGAAGGUGCGGAAUCAGAUUCAUAUUCACAAUCGGGUUCAGAUUCAGAUUCAGAUUCAGAUUCAGAUUCAGAUGUAGAAUUCAUUAUCGGUACAGGUUCAGACACUUCAAAACUAGAUUCGUUAAAUGCGACUCAAAUGGCCGCCACCACUGCACCAUCUACUUCUGCCAGCACCACUACAACAACCACAGCAUCAAACGCUCCUUUAAUAAGAAUAGCUCCCGAUACUACUUCCUCUACAUUAAACACUACAAAUCUCAAUGCAUCCGUAAUACAGACGGCAACAACAUCCACAAUUAGUCCCGAUUCUAAUGAAACUAAUAAUGAUUCCACUGCCACGACAACAACAACUACAACUACAACAGUAGAUGUAAAUAAAGUAGGAACUUUCGAAGACUCAUUAAUCACUUCUUUAGAUCCAGAGGUCUUGAAAGAAAAACCUUGGAGACAACCAGGUGCAAAUUUAUCAGAUUAUUUCAAUUAUGGGUUUAAUGAAUUCACAUGGAUGGAGUAUUUAAAUAAAACUGAAAAUUUGAAAUUCAAUUAUAAUCCACAUAAAAUUUUAAUGGGGUUAUUAAAUUUACAACAACAAGGAAAAUUAAAUGAUGAUCCAAUCUUAUCAAAUAAUAAUAAUCCAAAUAUAAAUCUGGGGAGAAAUAUGGCUAUGGGGAUGGGGAUGAAUAUGGGGAUGAAUAUGGGUAAUAAUAACGAUAACAUGACAAAUAAAAAUAUAACAAAUUCAAUCAUUAAUAAAGAUUUGGCAAAUGGUCCUUUAAUAUUCGAACCAAUUGUAAAAUCCCCUUCACCAACAAAAUCUACUACAACAACAACUACCACUACCACUAACAACAUGUCAAACAGCAACAUCAGCAAUAACAAUACAAAUAAUAAUGAUAAUAAUAAAAAUUCAGAUAUGAAAAAUAAUCAAUUAACUUCUUCACAAUCUCAAAAAAAACCACUACCGCCUCCUCCACAAAAUUUCCCCAAUUUACCCAUGUUUGGUGGAUUUCCUGGGUUCCCAAUUCCUCCAAUGAUGCCCAUGCCCUUACCAAACAAUAACAACCAAUCAAACACUAAUAAUCCAUCAAACAGUAAUACUAAUAAUAAUUCAAAUAAUGGUAAUAGUAAAUGA
Messenger RNA from Henningerozyma blattae CBS 6284, 1344 nucleotides. It is a transcript of the gene FIP1, whose product is annotated as cleavage polyadenylation factor subunit FIP1. NCBI's taxonomy places the organism in Eukaryota, Fungi, Ascomycota, Saccharomycetes, Saccharomycetales, Saccharomycetaceae. The coding region runs from base 1 to 1344 and encodes 447 amino acids. The record is from RefSeq and is a predicted model, not a curated record. Gene Ontology annotation, molecular function: RNA binding. The transcript has a single exon. Gene Ontology annotation, cellular component: mRNA cleavage and polyadenylation specificity factor complex.